Messenger RNA from Scophthalmus maximus (turbot), 1039 nucleotides. RefSeq names its product cyclin-dependent kinase 2-associated protein 1. The transcript has 4 exons. The record is from RefSeq and is a predicted model, not a curated record. NCBI's taxonomy places the organism in Eukaryota, Metazoa, Chordata, Actinopteri, Pleuronectiformes, Scophthalmidae. The coding region runs from base 171 to 494 and encodes 107 amino acids. Gene Ontology annotation, cellular component: cytoplasm; nucleus.
UCCUAUCUGACCCGGGAGGACAGGAGAAGCGGAUCCACGGUGCACGUGCCUCCAAGACAAUGCGAGUGGAUCCUCUAAUGUGGUUAUCAAACCCGAAUCACGAUUAACUUUUUUCUUUUGUUGUUGAUGUAAAAGCUGCACAGAUUCAUUGAGAGUCAGUAGACGAAGCAAUGGACGCGCCCCCACAGACAAAGACAGUUGGGAACCUCCAGUCUCCCUCAGCAGCGAACCUGGCCACGUUGCAGUCUUACAGGCCUCUCCUGAGUGACUACGGACCUCCAUCCCUGGGAUUCUCACAGGGCUCCACUGGUAGCCAAGUGCCUCAGAACAAAUAUGCAGAGCUGCUGGCCAUCAUCGAAGAGCUUGGGAAGGAGAUCAGGCCCACAUAUGCUGGAAGCAAGAGUGCGAUGGAGAGACUGAAGAGAGGAAUAAUCCAUGCUAGAGGGCUGGUGCGCGAAUGCUUGGCUGAGACGGAGAGAAACGCAAGAUCCUAGCUACCAACGCCCAUCCGUCCCUGCAAGAAGAUCUGACAACAUGCGUCUCAUGAAAACAAUAAAUAACUUGCAUGGCAUUUCCUCUGAGAGGAGGAAGUAAAUGAACAAAGGAUGGAAAAGCAAGCAAAAAAAAAAUCACACAAUUCAUGUUUCCAGGUUUCUGGAGGAUAAUUUUAAUCACGUGUGGGUUAUUUGAAUUCAAAUAUCAUGGAGGAUAUAAUGUGUUUUUUAUUCCCCACUUUUGGGAUCUAAAUUUUGACUCCAUAUUUAAAUAAUUGGUUUAUGCAUGUGAAAGGGCCCAUGGUUUAAUAGUAGACACUGCAUGGCUUGUACAGGGGUAGAUGGAGAAUACUUCUUUUUGAUAGUGUUCAGUCUGUUUUUCAGACCCCUAUAACACACAUGAGCGAGUGAGUGAUGGACAGAGAUGUGCCAAAUGCAUUAGUUAAUUCAUGUUGAGGUCAGUUUUGGUAUUAAAAAAAAGGAAAAUGCUGUUACUUGCAUCUUUGUAUGUAUUUAUUACUCAGUGUAAUAAAUUGUAUUUUCAA